Molecule: messenger RNA, 747 nt
Organism: Funneliformis geosporum
Lineage: Eukaryota; Fungi; Glomeromycota; Glomeromycetes; Glomerales; Glomeraceae
Source: the annotation of a GenBank genome assembly
AUGGAAGAUGCUCCAUAUGAUUACAAAAUCUUGACAAGACCUCGCGCAAGUCCUAAAAAUAGAGAUUGUUCUUACUAUGCUGACCAGGAAUCUAAAGCUGCGGAAGGUAGAUCCAUUUUUGAAGAUGCACUGCAAGCGUAUGAAGAGAUAAAAAAUCGGGAAAAUAGUCCUGAAGAUUGGAGGUAUGAUGAAGAAACUGGUUAUUAUUAUUGUGAAUCAACAAAAAUGUAUGCUUUCUGGGACACACACAUACAAGAUUGGAGAUAUUUUAAUAAUAAAUUAGGGAACUAUCAAGGUGAGAACGGCAAAUUUAACGAAACGAAUAAAGAAGAAGAUCCUUCAAAUUCAGAUAAAGAAUCUGAGGAUUCAACAGAAAGUACACGCGAGGAAGGCCAAUUAUCAGAUUCUGAAGCAUGCGGGACAGCUUCUUCCUCAUAUGAGAAUGAUACCAAUGGACAAGAUCAACAUAAGGACGUAACAGAAAAGCAAACACAUAUAUAUCCUAUACCAUUAGGAUAUAAUGCAACAUUAGAAGAGAGAUAUUAUUUUAAUCCCGAGAACAAUGUUUGGUUUGACGUGUAUUCUGGAGUUUAUUCCGUAUAUGAUGAAAUUACCCAAACUUAUACGCCAAUUGAUCCAACGUCAUUAAUAUAUUCAUCAACUCCUGAUGAUGCUGCAAUGGAACAAGGAGAACCUGGUAGCGAUGCAACCCUUAGAUUGGUUGUAAUUGAAUCCGGAAUUCUUAAA